This is a messenger RNA of Aspergillus puulaauensis, 384 nucleotides long. RefSeq lists its product as uncharacterized. The transcript has a single exon. The coding region runs from base 1 to 384 and encodes 127 amino acids. Lineage: Eukaryota; Fungi; Ascomycota; Eurotiomycetes; Eurotiales; Aspergillaceae. The record is from RefSeq and is a predicted model, not a curated record.
AUGCCUCUGCGCCUACGGAAAUGUGCCAUCCGGGAGUUCGUUCAAGAUGUGACCAAUCCCAAUGCUUCCAUGCUUAUGCUAAUGCUUAACCCCGAGCGUAAUGAUUGGGGCAUGCCGCAUUUGCGCUGGCGCUUUAACAUCGGGAAUGUUUUUGUCGCCCGAGAUGAUGGAGAGAAUCUCGAUGUGCGGGACUUGGAGAUGAUGUGUCAUUUUGCCAGAUUCAAGUUGCAGCCUAUGUUCAAAGGGGUAGCGCAGGAGAAGAGCGAGGUGGAGUCUGAAGCUGAGGACAACGACGAAGACGUACAUAUUGUCGGUGCUAAGCAGAAGGCUCUGAAGUGGAUUACUUGGGAGAAUAUGGAGAAGCAUUGGGACAUGGUGUGGUAG